AUGGCUUCUGGUAAUCAGCAAUUUCCUCCUCAAAAGCAGAAAACGCAGCCCGGAAAAGAGCACGUCAUGGACCCAAUUCCUCAGUUUGUUAGCAAUGACUACACGCCAUCAAAUAAGCUGAAAGGAAAGGUGGCGCUGGUGACCGGAGGCGACUCCGGGAUCGGACGAGCUGUGUGUCACUGCUUUGCGCAGGAGGGUGCAACUGUGGCUUUCACGUAUUUAAAGGCUCAAGAGGACAAAGAUGCACAGGAUACUCUUGAGAUGCUGAGAAAGGCCAAGACCUCGGACGCCAAGGACCCAAUGGCAGUGUCCGCGGAUUUAGGAUUCGAUGAGAAUUGCAAAAGGGUUGUUGAUGAAGUGGUCAACGCCUAUGGAAAGAUAGACAUUCUCGUCAACAAUGCGGCUGAGCAGUACAAAGCAAGCUCGGUUGAAGACAUCGAAGAAGAAAGGCUCGAGAGGGUGUUUAGGACUAACAUUUUCUCCUACUUCUUCGUGACUAGGCAUGCUCUGAAGCAUAUGAAGGAGGGAAGCUCGAUAAUCAACACAACAUCAGUGAAUGCAUACAAAGGAAACGCCAAGCUGCUUGACUACACAUCUACCAAAGGAGCAAUUGUGGCAUUCACCAGAGGACUUGCUCUCCAAAUUGUCGAAAGAGGAAUACGUGUGAACGGAGUGGCGCCAGGACCGAUCUGGACUCCCUUAAUUCCUGCAUCUUUCGACGAAGAGGAGACCGCGAAUUUCGGAUCCCAAGUGCCGAUGAAGAGAGCUGGUCAGCCCAUCGAAGUUGCACCCUGCUUUGUGUUCCUUGCUUGUAACCAUUGCUCAUCUUAUAUAACUGGCCAGGUCCUCCACCCCAAUGGUGGCACUAUAGUGAAUGGCUAA
Molecule: messenger RNA, 882 nt
Organism: Pistacia vera
Lineage: Eukaryota; Viridiplantae; Streptophyta; Magnoliopsida; Sapindales; Anacardiaceae
Product: NADPH-dependent aldehyde reductase 1, chloroplastic-like
Exons: 4
Coding region: 1-882 (293 amino acids)
Molecular function (GO): oxidoreductase activity
Source: RefSeq, a predicted model, not a curated record